CUUCAACCCAAGUACUGUUUCGCUAAGGUACCCAUCCCUCUCCUCCCUACUCCUUCCAUGGAAGGCCCAUCUUCCAUCUACCAUGUUUUCUAUGCAAGGUUGUGUUCAAUUCGGUGGAGUGUUCAGUGAUGGGAAAAGAAGUUGUUUGAAUCAGAUUCAGACCAGUGAUUAAGAAUCGUAGCAAGUGCGAUCCAGUGCGAGUAUUUCCAACCGUUAUAGCAGAAGUAACAACUCUCAGAUCAUAGCGAACGGAGACGAGCAUUGCUGAUCGGAAAAGAAAGACGAACUUAGGAGAAGAAGGAGGAGGGGCAACUGAAAAAAAGGUCGGGGUCAAUCAGAUCUGCGAUGGCGGGGAUUGGGAAUUCGGAUGAUGGUAUGGUAUGAUGAUGGAUCUGAAUAUGGAGGUGUUGCAGGAAUCGGGUUGGGAGGAAUUGAGGAAAGAGGCUCGCAAAGUCGAAGGCGAUCUCGACGUCAAGCUCUCUUCCUAUGCCAAGCUCGGCACUAGGUUCACCCAAGGUUAUGGGGAUACUCGUUCACCAACUGUGGCGUCUAGUAGGUCAUGGAAGUCUGUGGAAAUGGAGAUUCAAUCAUUGCUUGAGAAGCUACUAGACAUAAAUGAUGCCAUGAGUCGAUGUGCUGCAUCUGCUGCACCUACUACUUCAGUUACCCAAAAGCUGGCAAGGCAUAGGGACAUACUUCAUGAGUUUACCCAGGAAUUUAGACGAACCAAGGGGAACAUAAACUCAAUGAGGGAACAUGCAGAGCUUCUCACUUCUGUAAGAGAUGAUAUCAGUGAGUAUAAGGCCUCCGGAAGUAUGUCUCCAAGAAUGCAGUUACUUCGGGAGAGAGCUGCCAUACAUGGAAGCAUAGCUCAUAUAGAUGAUGUGAUUAGUCAAGCUCAAACAACAAGAGCAGCCUUGGGCUCCCAAAGGUCCUUGUUUGGUGAUGUUCAAGGAAAAGUGAAGCUAUUAAGUGACAAAUUUCCUAUUAUUCGUGGUCUAAUUGGUUCGAUCCGAAGGAAGCGCUCGAGAGAUACACUUAUCCUAUCUGCAGUCAUCGCGGCGUGUACAUUGUUUCUUAUUAUCUAUUGGCUUUCGAAGUAA
Molecule: messenger RNA, 1103 nt
Organism: Ilex paraguariensis (yerba mate)
Lineage: Eukaryota; Viridiplantae; Streptophyta; Magnoliopsida; Aquifoliales; Aquifoliaceae
Source: the annotation of a GenBank genome assembly